AUCUGUUUCAAUAAAUGUGAUGUGAUUGUGGUUGUGAAGAAGUGAUCAACUUGCAUAAGAUAUAUACGGCGUUAAAUAUCUAAAUUAGAAAAUGAAUGUCUUGUAAUAAAUGAAACUAUAAAUAUGGAUAACCCACGACCGAAUCUUCAAUAUAAAAUGAGAUUUAAUUGGCUACUUUAAUAUUUCUUUUUUAUCUUCAUUUAUACUCAACCGGAAAUAAUAUAACAAUCAGCAAUGGAUGAACGACGAGUAGCCGAUUAUUUUGUAGUAGCUGGCCUACCAGAGGUGCCAGAAAUACUGGAUGAUUCUGAUUCUGGACAUUUAAAAGGCUAUAGCACUAAAGCCCCUAUAACUGAUAUCGGAGUAAUGUUUCCGGGGCUGGGGGAGAAGGUCCCAGAUGGUUAUGAAAUGCUGGAACUGACUCCUACAGGUCUACCAGCUGAUUUGAACCAUGGCUCGAUGAGGUCACCAGAGUGUUUCCUAUGUAUCAGACGAGGACGGGAUAGACCUCCCCUCGUUGAUAUUGGUGUAAUGUACGAGGGUAAGGAACGUCUGAUGGCUGAUGCGGAAAUGGUCCUGCGUUCCGUGGAAGAUAGAGUGGCUAACGUGAACAACUCGUCAGCCAAGACGUUUAUAACGUACAGACGGGCGCAUCCGAACGCGCCGUGUAACGCGCUCGUCGUGGUCGACGUUUGCGUCAUAGUCGAGAGCAGAGGAGAGACGCCGCCUCACGCCUUCUGUAUGAUACCCAAGAAUUUGAAUAAAGGUCUAAUGGGGAGUAACGUUUUCCUCUGUUACAAGAAGUCAAUGAACCGCCCGCCGCUAAUUGCUUAUAAGCCAGAAGUAUUGUUUAGAUACCCUCAAGUAGACCGUCGUAGUCUAGCGUUUCCUACAUCAGUACCAUUAUUCUGCCUUCCAAUGGGAGCUACCUUGGAAGUGUGGCCGAACAACGCGUCAUCACCCAAGCCAGUCUUCUCAACCUUUGUACUGACGGUCGCUGACGCUACCGACAAGGUGUACGGUUCCGCGGUGACGUUCUACGAGCGUUACACCAACCCGCUGUCUGAGAGCCAGAUGGACCAGCUGGGUUGGAGGGCCGGUGUCACUCACAUGACACACUCGCUACACGCCAACAAGUCAAUAUGUUUACUAUCCAGGUGGCCCUUCAGUGAUACGUUCGAGAGGUGGCUGUUGUAUAUACUUGAGAUGUCUUGGAGCAAGGAACCACUAAACAUACCUAUUGAAAGAUACAUAACACAUUUAUUGGAAGAAGUACCGUUCCCCGAGCCCAGGAUAUUAUUACAGUUAUCACCAACUAAUCCUCACGACCGUGUGAUAGUGACCCGGCGGGAUGAUCAACCUUUAGUGCGGAGCGGGGCCGGCUUCAGACAACUUCUGCUUAACUUAGGACCAGACAACUGUUUGUUACUCCUGGCGUUAGCUAUCACAGAACAAAAAAUACUUAUACACUCUCUUAGGCCAGACACAUUAACUGCAGUCUCCGAGGCAGUGUCUAGUUUCCUUUUCCCCUUCAAAUGGCAAUGUCCCUACAUACCUCUAUGUCCUUUGGGGCUAGCAGAAGUGCUACACGCUCCUCUGCCUUACUUGAUAGGUGUUGACUCAAGGUUCUUUGAUCUUUAUGAACCACCGCCUGACGUGACAUGCGUUGAUCUAGAUACUAAUAAUAUUACGAUAUGCGAGUCACAACGGCAUAUAUCAUUGAAACUGUUACCUAAAAGACAAGCGAGAGUCCUGAGACAAACAUUGGACCAGUUACUAUCAAACAUACGACCCGGUAUGUUAGCGUCUCCGGUAAAUUCAUCUGGUGAUAAACACAACGGCGAACCAACUACCAGUUUAGAUAGAGAUUUCCAAAAGAGAAAGAAAGAGCAAGCAUUGGAGCUUAAAAUCCAGGAAGCCUUUCUAAGGUUCAUGGCGGUGACCUUUCAAGGUUAUCGUUCAUUUCUAAUACCUAUCACUAAAGCACCGACCGUGGGUACAACAGACCCGCACGCCCUGUUCCAUAUGGACUCAUUUUUGAGAUCAAGGGACAAGACCCACCAGCGUUUCUUCGCUCUGACGAUGCGGACACAGAUGUUCACUCGUUUCAUAGAAGAACGUUCGUUCGUAUGCGACGCUGAUCAAGCCUUGUCCUUCUUCGACGAAUGCAUAGAGAGAGUUGCUAGCGAGGAACCCUUAUUAGGAAUGGACGAUAGUAAUACGUCUGAGAGGACCGUGUUUGUACUACCUCCGGACCCGCCGGAUACCGAACAGCAGUACACGUACAAUAAGUUUAUAUUGGACGAGCAACUGGUAUCUCUAUGUCAUAGUACCCGCGGGUCAUUGACCUGCGCCCCCGCCGCCGCCCUCGCCUCAGUAGAGUCGCUAGCUGACGCCUCACCCAUGGCGAGACGAACAAAACAGGAGAUAGCGGCCGCGCAACGAUUGGCUCGCAAAGCAAAUUUAUCUCCGGAGGCGUGGGCGAAGUGUCUGCUAGGAGCGUGUUACUCACUAUACUUCUUAGCUCUCCCCGGACGAAUGCUUAUAUCACGGGGCAAAGAACACGCUACUUUACGUUUUGCGUUCGAGCUACUGGAACGAGCUACUAAACUGAGGGUACCCUGCGAUGAGGUGUGUUACCGUGUCAUGAUGCAGCUGUGUGGUAUCCACUCACUGCCGGUGCUGGCUGUGCAGCUAUUGUUUCUUAUGAAGCGGGCUGGUCUUCAACCUAAUGCCCUUACAUAUGGUUACUACAAUAGAUGUGUGUUGGAAGCCGCCUGGCACAAGGAUAUGCCCAGCGGAUCUCAACUCAUGUGGAACAAAGUUCGUAUAGCGAUAAUGGGGGUGACUUUGUUCCGUAAGGCGGGGGCUUUGAGAGCCAGUCGAGCGGCAGGAGCUGCGGGAAGUACGGGUACGUUGCCUCGUGUGCGUACGGUGGGCGGCGAGGGUGCAGAUCUGACUGCAUUGGCUCUCGCUGAACCGACGCGUAGCAGAUGUAGCCUGGAUUCGGCAUGCGAUUUGAACGCAUCGGUCAGCACCAAUACGGCUUCGACGACAGCCUUCGAAGCCCUAUACUGCAGAGGUAACAUCGUCCGCGCCCCUGCCAGUCACCCGCGGGCUCAUCAAAUUUCAUCGACCGCCGGUAUACUCAUUUCCGGCCUACCAUCAGAUCCAGAUCUUAGUUCUACAACCCGACCUAGAAGUAAUUCGUUAGGCAGCGAAGAAGUCGAAUCUUCUGUGUCUAUAACGGAGAAGAGACAGACUAUCCACGUAAGUCCCGACAGUCCAUCCGAUCUCAGGAUACUGACACGAUCAGAGAGCUUCGCUGGGGACGCACAGAUAGUACAGAACCUACAAAGGCUAUCGUUUUCUAGUAGCACAUCAAAUACGAAAUCUCGAUGUUCGAGGACGCUGAGCUUCCCCGAGGAACCCGAAAAAGAAACGGCGCUCGUCGACAAAGUCGAGAAAACUAUCUCGUCACCUCUCAAGGUGUCCCCCCGCACCCCGGUGUUGGCGGAUGACCCGCUGGGCGCUCUGUCCGUGGAGCCGAGUAGCCCCGCCCCCGCCCCUCCUACCACGGACGUGCCUCUACCACGACACGAGUUGAGCGUCAGCCCACGACUGUUCCAGAGGAGCAACUCAUUCACUGAGGAACCGGAAACAGUCGGGAAACUCCACAGAAGCGAGACGGCGCCAGCAACAGUGUCAUCAAGCCUGGCCUCUAUAGGAAAUACACUCAAAAUCAGUUUUGGACGUUAUUCACCAGCAAGACUGUCGUUGAGGAAGGAUAAUAUGAACAUCGGAAAGGCUAUGAUCGAGAACUAUUUCAGUCCAACGAGCAUAGCUGGGAAGAAAUCGAACGAGCUAUUACAGAGCGGUCUCAGCAGCUUGAAAUCAGCAGCCACGAGUAUGGCAAAGAAAUUCGAUGAGAUGAAAGAAGUGAUAUCGGCUAAUUCGACUCCGGUCAAAGGCGCUAUAGGCAACGCCACCAGCGCCCUCACUAACUUCAGAGGCGACGAUGACUCGGGAGACGGCUCAUCAGAGGUCAAUCAGAAUGAGUGGUCGGGCGGCGUGGGCUUCAGGCGCGCGUCCAGUGACGCGGAACUGGCGUGUUCUAUGGAGAGAGGUUCCCUGGCUACACUUUUAUCACAUCUACCCGACAAUCUGUAUCCCACGCAGUAUGAUAAUUCAAAGUCCGAGAACCCGUCGGUGGAGGUCCGUAUGACGUCAUGUUCUCAGUGUCACCAGUGCCUGGCGCUGUUGUACGAUGAAGACAUCAUGGCGGGCUGGGCGGCCGACGACUCCAACCUCAACACGCGCUGCACGGCCUGCGGGCGACACACGGUGCCGCUGCUGUCCGUACAGAUCGUACGAAUGGAUCAAACACAGGCGGAAACAUUGACUGUGCCUUAUUUAAAUCCUUUAGUACUGAGAAAGGAAUUUGAAUCUAUAUUAGGAAGAGAAGGCGACGCUUGUUUGGCUGAACGCGAAUUUGUGGAGUCGCAUCCUAUAGUAUACUGGAAUCUGGUGUGGUUCUUGGAGCGAGCCAAUAUAGAUAAUCAUUUCCCUGACUUAUUAUGUCCAAAUUUUUCCGUCAAAUACCAGAGUUCGGAUCCUUUGCCGGAUGUGGACAAAAUGACAGUCGGAUGUCGCGUUGUUUGUUCGUGGGAGGGUGCUCGUGCUGCGGACUGCGAAGCCCCGUCCCUCCACCGGGCGUGGCGUGCGAGGAGGACCCAGCCGCGGUCGAGGCAACUUAGGGCUCUGCUACUGUCACAUCACGACAGACCGACAGACUCUAUCGUGGCGACCAUAUUGGACGGUCUCAUGAGUAACGAUCUAUCAGACGCUGUAAGAAAAUUGGCGGCGUGGAGAGAGUCGACGUGCGCUAACAAAAGAUAUCACUCGUAUUACAGAGACAUUCUAUUCCUGGCAAUGGCUGCACUCGGAGAACAGAAGAUCAAUGUGACGGUGUUCCAGAGGGAAUAUACGCGAGCCAUCGAACAGCUGGGAACAGAGGCUCGGCCGCAAGACCUGCCACCCUCACCUACAGCUGUCUGCUGUAGACAUUACUUUAAGAGACUUACACUCGACGUAGACGACUAGAACAAUACACCUGUUCCCCCUACCACAAGUUUGCACCUUCAAACUACGUACGCAGCGUUUCCACUUUUUCAUUCAUAAUAUCAACGUUGGUUCAAAUGACAGUGGAAACGGUCCGUAUGCAGUAGCUAUGCGGACUUGUAGUAGGUUUAUAUAUAGUGAACCUUGAACGUAUAACGAAUAUAUAGUUAUUAUGUAUUAUUAAAAUUCGUUUGAACAUUAUAUUGUUAUAUAUAACUGGUUUGAUUUGUCACAAAUAAAUUAUUUGAGCGACAAUAAGUUACUUGUAUGAGGUUUUAGCUUAACGACGACAUAACGUAUAUUUGAUAUAAGUACCCUUACCAAUAUUUAUCGUCUAACUUCAUACGGACAGUUUCAAAUUUUUUAUUCGUAAAACUUUGUACUUGAUGAGAUGAAAACUUCUCAGUAUUCCCUGGAAGCAUGGUGCCGCGUCCAUCGCCUUGCAGGGAGAGGAGCUUCAGCAGUGCCUGGGACUUGCGACCCAGGUGUAGGUUUAAGGAGGCCCUAUCUACACCUCCACCGUCCCAGCUCCUCUCUCUACAUAACCAAAUUAGAAUCGAACCUACUAAGGCUGCCUUCGACUCACGUUCCAAAAAUUAAAUAUCACGUGCGCUUAUGAAUAAAAAACUAAGAGACGGUGUGUAUGUAGUUUGACAAUACAAACUUGUGUUAAGGGUAAGUCUCGUCGUGACGACUUGUGAUAGUUAUUUGUUUGAAAUAAUUUUUAAUUCUAAUACAUUAACAGUUCGGGCUUAUGAGAGAACGUUGCAUCACUAACACUGAUUUGAAUUUCGAGACUCAUAUUAUCAGGAAAUGUCACAUCAACGAGGCUUAUUUCAUUUGUUUGCUCAAAACGCUUUUUUAUUUGUAAACGCAAUAUUAAUUAUGAUUAAAUGUGAUCAAGAAAUCUAUAUCUUACAAUUAAAGAGUAUUUGGUUUGUUUAUGUAAUAAUUCUUACAUGUUAAGGGCGAGUGCAUCAGCCGUCCGGUGUGUUAUGGUAAAAAUAACUAGUUAUGACUCAUUCAAUCCCGUCCUAUAGACAUCGGGGUAGAAUUUAUAAGCAUACAAAAGGGCUCUCGUACAAUCAUAUCUAUGCUAAGGUAUUGGCCGAUACGUUGAUAUAUGGAAUCUAAGCGACCCAAUAACGUAUUUUAAACACCCUGUACAAUAUAACCCCGCAGAUCUCAGCACACUGUAUCUAACUUCGGCCUUAUUGGAAUUGCGGCUUUAAUUGCAUUAAAUUGUUCUCAUUAAUAUGGCUUUAAAAUUUUAUUUUGGUAAUAUAACACCUUUGUUUGCUGAGAGUUUUUUUGAUGAACAUAAUUAUAUCUGCUUUAUAUAAAAGUUUGAUAUCAUUGUAAAAGAUAUAUAAAAUCUUGUUUAUGUUUAUGACAUACAAUAAUGUGGUAUAAGAUAGAGAAAGGUCUGGUUAAAAAAAUAUUAAAUGUUUUAAUGAGUAUGCAAUUAUAAUUUGAGAUUUAAAUUGCCUUUAUAGUACCUGUAAAGAGGGUUCAGGUUAUGAUGGUGUCAGCUUAGACAAGAAAAUCAAUUUAUAAUACACACAGAAUAUAUACAUAUAAUUCGGUUUGGUUACAAGCAUGUUUGCCUUUUGAGCCGGCUGGUGCUAAUGCGGAAUGAUUUGGAAUCGUCAUUUGGUUUUUUGUAUAUAAUUAAGUUUUAUAUAAAAUAGUAUUUUAUUCUGCAAGAUCUUAGUCUAAACACCCACUUUCAUUACAUGGGCAUUCCAACGACACUUCAAUGUGAUUUUUACUUUAUUGUAAACGUGGAGUAUAGACGCCAUAAGUUGUCACGUGACUGCCAAAAUUGAAAGUAUUUAAUAUCAUCGUAUAAGAAAUAUAAAUAAAUUCUUGUUUCAAAUGUGAUAGUUUAUUGUUAAAAUUUUGAGCUUUCUCAUAAUAAUUGGACAUUUUAUUGCGGCCUAAACAAUCUAUAGAUAAAUAUUAUUGUCAACACGAAUACUCAAUGGAUACAAAGAUUUUGAAAGCGUUCAAUGGAAUAUAUUUAUUUAACCGUCUAUAGCUUAAGGUACAUUUAUAGAAUUAUUUUAAAGUUAAUUAUGUUACAUGAGUGGUACAUUGUAUACAAUUUAUAUAUAUUAAUGGAGUGGCUUCAUAUUUUUUUUGCCUCUAGUGAUGUCACAGCCAUAUUUCAUUUGUACAAUGGUGAUAGUCACUCAGAUGUAUUUUUGUAAUGAAAGGAUAAAGAAUUAAAUAAUUUUUAAUGUAUUAUUAGAUAUCUGAACACGGUAAUCAAAAAGACAUGCAAUAAGUAUUGCGUAAUGUUGUUACUUUGUAUCGAUUACAAUUAUAAUACAAUUGACGAGUGUGAGAUGGAUAUAAUUUUUAUAAAAAAAAAAAUAUAAUGCUUCAUUUAA
This is a messenger RNA of Danaus plexippus (monarch butterfly), 7517 nucleotides long. RefSeq names its product DENN domain-containing protein Crag (gene Crag). The record is from RefSeq and is a predicted model, not a curated record. The transcript is spliced from 35 exons. Gene Ontology annotation, cellular component: cytoplasmic vesicle. The coding region runs from base 235 to 5103 and encodes 1622 amino acids. NCBI's taxonomy places the organism in Eukaryota, Metazoa, Arthropoda, Insecta, Lepidoptera, Nymphalidae. Gene Ontology annotation, biological process: regulation of Rab protein signal transduction. Gene Ontology annotation, molecular function: protein binding.